UCCAUUGCUAAAUUACUACUAUUGAUGAUUUACCCAUGCCUCCUGCUUUGUUGAAUCAGCAGCAACGGAAUCCUUGUCGUUACGCCCAAAAAUCCAAAUGCAAAACUCCAAAAUAUUUUCUCCAACUUGGAGUAGUAAUCGAAAUUAUUGUUCCCUCCAUUUAAAUUGUGCUCUGUGAAAGGAAAUCGAAUCAAACAGCUAUUUACUCCGACGCCUGCCGCCGUUCUUACAUGGCUUUGUCGCGGCGGCGCCACCAGCAUCACAACCGCACUCGAUGCUUGAUACCCGCCAUUUCAUCCGUUUCGGCCGCCCUUUUUCUACUUUUCUUUUGCUUUUCGUUUCUAGUCCCUUCUCCUGGAGACAGUGAUCACUUCCACCAAACUCGACACUAUUCCUCAAUGAAUGAUGUUAUUGAUGAAGGCAAUGAGGUGCCGGUCUUUCGUGUUCCGACUAGCGGCGGAGUAUAUGAUCGUGAUAUUUGGACUUCAAAAAAUGCUCAAUUCUACUAUGGAUGCAGUAAUUGCAGCAUCAAAUUUGCAAAGGCUAAAGAUGUCACACGUCCAAACCAUUACUUGGCGAUUGCAACCAGUGGAGGUCUAAAUCAACAAAGAACUGGGAUAACUGAUGCCGUUGUUGCUGCUCGCAUGUUGAAUGCUACCCUUAUUGUUCCAAUACUAGACAAGACGUCUUUCUGGAAGGAUAAUAGCAACUUUUCCGAGAUCUUUAAUGUCGAUCGGUUUAUAUCUUAUCUUGCAAAAGAUGUUGAAAUCGUAAAAGAGCCCCCACGGAGGAGAGGACAUAAAUGGUUAAACACUACUUUUUUAUUUAGAAAAUAUUAA
Messenger RNA from Olea europaea var. sylvestris, 839 nucleotides. Its product is annotated as O-fucosyltransferase 16-like. The transcript has 6 exons. The coding region runs from base 231 to 839 and encodes 202 amino acids. Lineage: Eukaryota; Viridiplantae; Streptophyta; Magnoliopsida; Lamiales; Oleaceae. The record is from RefSeq and is a predicted model, not a curated record.